GUCUAUUUCUGACUUUGGGAUUGUUUGUCCCGUCGGGUUAGGUCACUGAGCCGUGCGGGCUGCCGUCGUGAGGCGGUUGUUGUGACAGCGGCGCCUUGGAACGGCAGUUUGGGAGAGGCAUGGCCGAGGGGGGCAGCGCAGCCGCAGCAAAGGAGACCAAAUUAUCAGCUGACGUUGAACCGUUUGUGCCAAAACAGCAAACAAUUGGAGCAAAAUCGUCUGAAUCAUCAGCUACGUUACCAAGAUACCUAACAACCUGUUAUCCUUUUGUUCAAGAUCCUUAUGUGGAUAGGCAGCGUUUGCACACAUCAGAGAAUGGCUGCAGUAAACAGUCUCAGAAUUUUUCAGAGUUGCACACAUCCUAUCCAGUUAUGCCAUCUCAGUUGCCUAUGGACUAUUCCUUCUGCUAUUCAUAUAAACAGACAUCUGAAUCUCCAUUAAAUUUGUAUGCGCACACAGCAUCACGCUGCGAAGACAUUGGCUUUUCGAAGCACAAGUAUGGUAGCAGAAGUAACAAGGAAAAACAGCCUGGCCUGCAGGAAUUUGAGAAGGAGAAAGCAUUUUUGAACCAGACAACUAAGGAAACAAGAUCCAGAAAAGAUUUUAAAAAACAGAGGCAAAAUGCAAAUGAAGUACCUGAGGUUGCAACAGAUGAACAAUUACAACAGCCUGAUGUAUUGAAGAAUAAUGGAACCAAAUAUCAAGUCAAGCGGUCUAACAGAUGCCACCACAGCAAAUCAAACUCCAUUCAGAAAAUUCAAAGUGAAUCUGAGUCUAAGGCUGAUAUCACACCUGAAAUCGCUUUGAGUGAUUUCCCCGAAUUACAGAGCUCAUUAGCACAACAAUGUAACCGUGUCUUUGGAAAUGUCAGGGUGUCCAGUAAAGGCUCCGAGCAGUCUGCCAAAAUAUGCCCAUCAGAUGGUGCAGCACAAGUGGGUGAGACACUGGAGACACCCAAGCUACCUGGAUUUCCAACUGCUUCAGAGAAAUGUUCUGUCUCUGACUCCACUUCUGUCACAGCAAGUACAGUAGCACCACCUACGUCAUCUUUAUCUACUGACCCUCCAUCUGUCUUGUCGUGGGCCAGAAUUGUUUCACAAGCGCCUAAGAAACCUGUUCUCUGUUCAGCUCCACCAAAGAUAUCUGCACAUAAUGUUUCUCAGAGCUAUGGUGGUGAAACAAAACUGAAAGAGUCCGUUGGGAAACGGAAAAAGAAGAAAAAGAAACAAAAACCAAAGGAACCAAAUGCUGCUCCAAAACCUAAUGAGUCCAAGAUAACUGUGCAGGAGUUACCUCGAUUUGAGGAUGACAAAGAAUUUCCAGAUUUGACAUCUGCAGUAAGCAGUUCUGACAAAGCCAACAAUGCUGGAGAAGUGACGUCAUUUUCCUACAAACCGUCAUCAACGAAUGGAGAAUUGGUUAUAAAUAUGACCAACUCCCACGCUAUUGGUGGCAAACUGAUCUCUUUGGACCAAAACCAGAAACCAGUCCAACUGCUAAGAAAAGAAUCAAGUCAUGAAUCUGCAUCCAGUAGUCCACAGAAGAAAGCUGUGGAAGCUCCAAAGAAAGGUGGUAAAAAGAGUAAGGUACCCAUGCAGCUAGAUUUUGGUAACAUGCUGGCUGUCCUAGAACAAAAGCAGCAGGAGAAGAAGUCCAAACACACCCCUAAGCCAAUCGUAUUUGCAGUUGGAGGGGCAUUUCCAUUAGUUCCCAAAGAACCCACAACAUCGAAAAGACAGCCCCAAGGCUCAAGUCAGGAAAAGGUUCCACAUAAUCCCUUGGACUCGAGCGCACCUUUGGUAAAGCGAGGAAAACAGAGGGAAGUUCCAAAGGCCAAAAAACCAACAUCACUUAAAAAGAUUAUAUUGAAGGAAAGAGAAGAAAGGAAACAACGACGCUUGCUAGAGGAAAAGGGAUUGAUCCCAUCAGAUUGCAAUGUAUUUGCUCAAGAGGAUCAAGCAGUUAUUUCGGAUCAGAAUGAGAACCUGGACACACAAAACAAAGCAGCUGAAUUAAAUGAUUCAACAGAUUUGGCUGAUUCUGCUCCAUCUUCAUGCAAUCAAAAUUUAGAAUCACUUUCUGAAGCACCGAAAUAUCCUGAAGGAACUUUGACAGAAAGCAUUUUGAUGAAUUCCAGACGUCCAAAGAUACACAGUAGACGGUUUAGAGAAUAUUGCAGCCAAGUGCUCAGUAAAGAAGUUGAUAACUAUGUGUCUGACCUGCUGAAAGAACUUGUCCGUUUCCAAGAUCGUUUGUACCAGAAGGAUCCAAUUAAAGCUAAGAAAAAACGUAGGAUUGUAAUGGGGCUGAGAGAAGUGUUAAAACAUCUAAAACUGAAAAAGCUUAAAUGUGUUAUCAUUUCUCCAAACUGUGAAAGAAUACAAUCCAAAGGUGGCUUAGACGAGACGUUGCACACAAUAAUUGAAGUUGCCCGUGAACAAGAAAUUCCAUUUGUCUUUGCUCUCAAUCGUAAAGCUCUAGGGCGCUGCGUAAACAAAGCAGUUCCUGUUAGUGUGGUUGGAAUCUUCAGCUAUGAUGGUGCUGAGAAUCAAUUUCAUCAAAUGGUUGAACUCACUGAAGAAGCAAGGAAAGCAUAUCAGGAAAUGCUUAAUGCCCUAGAGCAAGAACUUAUAGCAAUUGAAGGGUGUUCAGAAGAGCCAUUGUGUAAUCUGAUAGAGGAAAGCACAACUACGUUGGAUAACAUGACCUCUCAGUCCUUUUUGGAGGCUGGUGAACCAGAAUAUGUUACUACGUGGAGAAACUUGCUCAAGAGACAGUCUAACUCCAACCUAUCCAACACUGAAAAUGCAGGAACUUCAGAGACUCUACAUUGUGAAUCAGAAGAAGAAGCUGAUGCUACCUGAUCUGCUCAGUUUUUCCAGAACUUUGUUUUUAUUUCAUUUCUCCAGCAUCUAUGGAAUUGUUUGAAGAUAAGGAAUGCAAACUUGAUGCAUUACUUGAUUGAUCUCAAUGAAUCAUUCUUACAUUUGUCACUGGUAAUGAUAUUUAAAAUAGUAAUUUCAGUGAACCCUGAAUCUGGAACAACUCUCAAUUUUUCUCAAUUAUUGUAAAAGUUUUCUAUGAGAAGUCUGUUCAGUUUCCAGGUUAGUGUGGGGUAUGUGGUGUUAUUAAACAUUUGAUUUAUUUGAAGACAAAAUAAUCUGGUUUGUCCCAGGGUUGUUUCAUCAUUAAGGUGCUAUCUUUUCUCUUUAGCUGACAGGCUAUUUCAUUUUGUACAGAGGACUCUUAAUUUGUAUGCAGUGCAGACGUUGAAUUGUGGUAAUUUAUCGAAGCACAUUUAGUUGUGAUCGAGUAAUAUAGUAGAUCACCUUUGUGCCAAAAAAAUGUCAGCAAGGUUGGAAUGUCUGGUUGAACCAGCUGCUCAGAAUAACACUUUCCAGAGAUGAGGCAAUUGCAACUAAUAAUGGGUGGAGAUUUCACUCUAAACAGGCUGCCAUGAUGGUUUCGGACAAAACCUGGCCAAAUUUCUGCUCCUCCUCUGUAUUUCAAGUAGACAAACACUAGGAAUGAAUCUCCGAUUUCACAUACUGAACAUGUUCAGGCCCUAUGUUUUGUGUCUGAGCAAUAACAACUAUUGUGUCCAGUUUAGUGCUAAUCUGUGCUGAGUUAGCUAAUAUAACAUCCAAGGGUAUUAACAUCCAUUGGUUAGGUAGGGGAAAGAUCAACAAAAGUUUCUGCUGCUGCUGCUGCUGCUUAAUUCUUUCACAAGAUGUGGGAAUUGUCAGUUUUGCCAGUACUUCUUGCCAUUGCUAAUUGCCCUUGAAUUGAGUGGUUUUCAGGGUCAUUUCAGAAAACGGGUAAAAGUCAACCACAUUGGUAUGUGAGUAUGGAGUCACACAACAGCAGAUGUGACCUUAAAAGAUGUCAGUGAACCAGAUGGGUCGUUAGAAAAAUUGGAAUGGUUUCAUAGUCACCACUAUUAUGACUGGCUUUAUUAUUGGAAUUUAAAUAGUAAUAGUUACCUGGUAGGAUUUGGACGCAUGUUCCCACAAACAGCCUGGACCUCUGGAAUACCAGUCCAAGGACGUUAUCACAAUGCCAUCACCUUGCCCUUAUUUGGUGACCCUAACCGGAUGUGGAAGGGUGUAGAUAGUAAAUAAACCAGAAGUGGGCAAGGUGUUAUUCAUCUCAAUUGUAUAGUCUGCCUAUGCUCAACAUCAUGUAAAUAAUUGCCAAUUAAUGAGUUAUUGGAGGUCAUUCAUCUGUAAAAUGGUGAGAGACUCCAAACCUUCAGUCGAGGUGGGGAAGAGUAAGGAAAAAAUAUAAGACAAAAACAAAUUGAAAUCGUACAAAUCCUACUUUCCUUACUUUCAAUAAUGAAUAAAAUGUUCACAUCUUUGUUUUUAAGCUAACAGUCUGAUAAGCAUGCUGUUUUCACGUUUGAGUUUCCAGCAAGUUUUGCAUUUUCCAAAAAUUUGUGAUAGGCUAACUAUUCAUGAAAGCACUGGUUAACUGCCACUCUGAUGUAUUUACUACAAUUUAAUGUAGGCCCAGAAUUUCAAAUCAGGCUCAGAAAUCCUAUUGCUGACCAUGAUCGUGCAAAAAAAAACCUUACCUUUGGAGGAGCACUCCAUGUGAAUUUCUGGGGCCAAAAGCUGCCUAGAGACUGGACAAAGAUACAAUGUAACCAACAGCAGAGUAGGUCAGUAUUGCCAUUACACCCACCCAUUUUUCAAUAGCAGCUUCAGUAUUAUUAGAUUUAAAAGUCCUGAAGCAAUUUGACAGCAGCUGAAAGAAAGUAAAUGAGGUAAGUGAAGAUGUAAGGUGGCAUGUGGAUGAGGGAUGCAAGUAGUAGAAGGGUCCUUGGAUCUUGUGUGGAGGUAAUAGGAUGAUAAGUAAGUGUAUGCAUGCUUAGCAUUGGUUGGGUAGGGGGAAGAGUUGUUUUAGGCUGGUUUAAUCAUUAGGUUAUGGGGGAUGAGAGAGGGUCUUUGGGUCCAAUGUCAGUACGCACGAGGGGUAAGAUGUCAGGUGUCAUGGGGUUUCCAGGUGGGAGGAGUGCACAGGGUUGAGAUUGUUGGUUGGGUAAAGUUAAUAAUUACUCAAGUUACAGUAGAUUUAAUCCAAAUUUUGCUUAGGUAACAAUCGACUUAAUGCAGUUGGAAUCCUUUGAAGUCUCCACUCUAACUCGGAGCUGUUGACUUUAUCUAGAGACUUCUGAACAGCAGUUAUUUACCCAUUGAAAGUUUUGACUUCUAGGGCAAUUCCCAGCUGCUUGGGAAUUACUCAUAGGCCUGCCUGCAACUUUUGUUUACUGAUACAAAAGAUUUAAUAAUUAUUUAGUUUUUUUAAUAGUUGAUUGAUAUUUUGACAACAUAAAUAUGCUAGCUUACAAAGCUGGCUCAAUUGCACUGAGGGUGGAUUCACAAAAUGGUAAUUUACAAGAAGUAUCAAAUACUCCUGUGGGCAGUUCAGUCUGCUUUAUGGGAAGCAAAUGCUAAUUUAUUUUUCUUUCUAUAGAAACUUCACACCAAAUGUGUGUUGUUUUUCAUUCUUCUUGUUUAUUACUGUUCCCUUUUCCUUCUUUUCCCUGCAAUCUGCAAUGAUAAAGAGGUAAAGAGGAUGAGCUAGUUAUGGAAUAGCAAAAGCAAUCCAAGACAGGUUUCAGCAUGCCACCGGUGCCUAAAUAUUUUUUAAAAACUGAUUCAGGUCCAAAACCUAGGAUUGUGACUGGGGUUUGAGCAUCUUCCAAGUUUGUGAUAUGGAUGUCCACUUACGAAAAAAUUCCUUUCUGCAAACAAUAUUAUGCAAGUGCACCAGCUGUUUCAAAAAGGUGGAACUGUAAUUAAUGUUUGAUUUUUGUUCUAACAAGUAAACUGUAAAGUUAUCUGUAAAAAUCAAUUUUCGUUUAGCAAUAUUAUGGAAGGCACCAUUAUUCUUGCUUUUUUUUAAACAAAGCUGUAAUGCAACUUGAAGUAAUUGAUGAUAUAAAGAACUGCCUGCUGAUCUAUAACUCCGUAUACUUGAUUUACAAAGGCAAUAAACACUGUUGAUUUUGCAAAACUGUGAAUUUUACUUUAAGGAUAGGUUUUAUUAUAAGUAAUUUAAUGUAGAAUGUAUUCCGA
Molecule: messenger RNA, 6083 nt
Organism: Hemiscyllium ocellatum (epaulette shark)
Lineage: Eukaryota; Metazoa; Chordata; Chondrichthyes; Orectolobiformes; Hemiscylliidae
Product: selenocysteine insertion sequence-binding protein 2-like
Exons: 19
Coding region: 120-2864 (914 amino acids)
Biological process (GO): selenocysteine incorporation
Cellular component (GO): ribonucleoprotein complex
Molecular function (GO): mRNA 3'-UTR binding; ribonucleoprotein complex binding; selenocysteine insertion sequence binding
Source: RefSeq, a predicted model, not a curated record